Molecule: messenger RNA, 2004 nt
Organism: Corticium candelabrum
Lineage: Eukaryota; Metazoa; Porifera; Homoscleromorpha; Homosclerophorida; Plakinidae
Product: glutathione synthetase-like
Exons: 13
Coding region: 402-1853 (483 amino acids)
Biological process (GO): glutathione biosynthetic process
Cellular component (GO): cytosol
Molecular function (GO): ATP binding; glutathione synthase activity; glutathione binding
Source: RefSeq, a predicted model, not a curated record
UACGAGAAGACACUCCGAUGACGUCUUUACGUGUUCGAUUUAUGACGUGGUAUGACAGGCAAUGUGACACUCGAAAGAGACGGUAAACGCAUUUUUGGUCCCACCGCAGCCAUUUAUAAUACGAAUGCGCGCAAAACGUAGCCAACAUGUCUAGAUACGUUUGUUAUGCAAAACCGUUAUCAUGAGUCAUGUGACUCCCCAUUCGUUCUGUUAGGCUUUUCACCACGUCUACAAGAAAUCUGCUAUUUCGCGGUUUAGAAUUAUAACAAAGUCGUCGCCGUGCUCAAAAGAAUAACGAAAAAAUUGCGUAUUUUCAAUCGACAAAAAGCGUUCCUGCACGUGACCCUACGUGCACGUGCUCGAAAGUGCCUGACCACAUCUGGGUGUGUCACACACACAAAAUGGAUACAAGAUGGAUAGCGGUGAAGGCACAAUACUACGGUCUCACUAAUGGAAUCCUUGUUGAAGAGCGUUCGAAUGCGUCAGCAGCAAGCCGCGAUCGAGGCCAAUUGAGACCCACCAUCCCAUCAAUCGCCCUGUUUCCAUCUCCUCUGCCUCGUCGAGAGCUCGAGUACAUCAGGAACAUCCAACCUCUGAUCAACGAACUGUACGACAACGUGAGUAGAGACUACGCGUUUAUCAGGAAGGCUCUAGAACGAGUUAUCGAAACUGAUGAAUUCACUAGCCAACUUGUCAAUAUCCUAGAAAUCGUGGAAAGAGAACAACUAUACAAAAACAAGACGACGACAUUUGGUUUGAUUCGAUCAGACUACAUGAGAGAGUCAAGACCAGAGGCUUGCAGUAGUCUAACAGCUAUGAAGCAGACCGAAGUCAACACAGUGGCUGCUUCUACUGCCUGCGUAGCCGAACGAAUCCCUCAAUUUCACAGAUUUACAGUAACUCUAAGAGAUGGUUUCCGUCCAGACAACUACAAUCCUGAACUUCCUACCCCUUCAAAUGGUAAAGGACUUGCAGAGGGGUUGGUCUCGGCAUGGAAACAGUACAACUCCGAAAGAUCUGUUAUUGUCAUGAUUGUGGGUGAGGGUGAAUGGAACACUUACGAUAUGUUUCAUCUGGAGACUCUCUUGUUACAAUCCUAUGGCGUGAAAGUCGUUCAAGUUAUCUUUGAUGACGUCAUCAAAGGAGGUCCAAAGGAAGCAAAAUUGCGUGAAGAUGGAGCUCUCAUCAUAGAUGGUCACGAGGUAGCGAUAACUUAUUUCCGAUUUGGCUAUUCGCCGGAACAUUAUCCAUCCCAGAAGUAUUGGGAUGUUCGGUUGUUGUUUGAACGAUCACGAAGUAUCCAGUGUCCUUCAGUGGCUCUUCAUCUUGCAGGCACAAAGAAAGUGCAGCAGGAAUUGGCAACACCAGGAGCACUCGAACGGUUUUUGAGCAAUCGUGAUGCAGUGGAGAAAGUGCAAGCAGUGUUUCUAAAGAUGUAUGCAUUGGACCAGACUCCAGAAGGUGACAAAGCUGCUGCAAGCGCUAUUGCAGACCCCUUCAACUACAUUAUGAAACCCCAACGCGAGGGCGGUGGCUCAAAUCUAUACAACGAAGACAUCAAGAAAACUUUGAUUGAUCUGAAGGACAGUGUUGCCAGGAGCUCUUACACAAUCCAGGACAGAAUCUAUCCUGUAGAAAACACAAACGUCUUUCUUAAACCAGGACGUUUGGACGAAUUAAAGCAGCUGAAAGUUGUUGAAGAGAUAGGAAUCUUUGGAACCUAUGUACGGACUGAUGACAAGUUUGUUACCAAUUCUGUUCCUGGACACUACAUGAGAGUUAAGGAGUCUGACAUGGGAGAGGGCUGCAUGCUGCUCGGAUAUGCUGCUAUUGGAUCUCCAUGGCUCUACUGACAAUUCCAGAACUAUUUUAACAUCAAAAUUUAUUUCUUUGUAAAAUUUCACAACAGCAGGAGAUGCAAUGCUUUGCACACGUUCAGAUGUUAGUAUCGAAUAUAUUGCGUUCUGUCUUGAUUAAAUAAAACACUAAGGUCGUGUAUUAUUG